GACAAAUCAUGUGCGCCUUGUCGAGGGGAUUUCCCAUCAGAACAACCAUCAUCACAUGACGCCCACAACAACAUCAAAUCCCCAGCAUCAUGGAUGAGUAUAGGGAGGAAGCUGAGAAGUGGAUAAAGUCCUCAGAACCUAUGUUUAUUCUUAGUAAAGUUAGUGAAGAAUCAAGAGAACUCAUUUUUGAUGCAGCAGAAUCAAAUUCUUCAAUCAGUUUUAGGAUUGUUUGUCCCACAUCUGAUAAUGAAACAGAAAACUUUGCUGUCGCAAGUGAUGAUGAGAAGACUCAACUACACCUGUUUGAAGUUAAUGAUUAUCUGAUGAAAAAGAGAACUUUGUUGCAAAUUUUGGAUAUGAUCAAGAUAGUCGUAUGUCCUAAAGAUGAAACUGAAAUUAGUGAUUGUGAAGAAGAGGAUGAUUGUGAAGAAGAGGAUGCUGAGGAAUCAGGAGAGGGAUCUGAAGAUGAUUUUGUUGAUGACAGUUUUCUUGAGGAGUCUGAAACAGUACAACAAGAGCUGCUCACUUCCCCAAGCAAUCCAUGUCAUGUUGCAGAUGAUGAUGAUGAUAUAAAACUGGGUAAGAAGUAUAGCUGUCAGCAACCUUCCCUAGCUGCCUCACGGCUUAUGGCAGAUUUUAAGCAGCUUAAGAAGUCAGCUAGAGAAUCCAAUUUUGGAAUAUGUGGAGGACCAAGAGAUGACAACCUCUUUUUAUGGGAUGUGCAAUUAACAGAUUUUGAUAGCAAGUCUAAAUUGGGUAGUGACCUAGCAAGGUAUGCUAAGAAGUACAAUGAGGAACCAGUGGUUAAGCUUGAGAUGGAGUUCCCCAACACAUACCCGAUGGAGCCGCCAUUCCUUAGGGUCCUCAAACCGAGGUUCAGAAUGUUAACAGGACAUGUAACAAUUGGUGGCAGUGUUUGUAUGGAAUUGCUGACUCGGUCUGGCUGGUCGCCUUCGAACGACAUUGAGAGUAUUUUGGUGCAAGUGAGGGCUGAGAUAAUGUCCGACCCAAAUGCUAGACUGGAUGACAAAAAUCCAAACGUAGAAUACUCGGCAAGCGAUGCGAGGAGUGCAUUCAGACGAAUGACACAGAAAUAUGGCUGGAAUUAAGUGACCAUCAUUUUCGUGUGGACCAUGAACCAGACUAUGCAAUAAACCGUGUGUCAGACACAAUGUGUUACCUUGCACUACACCAUGAAUUGGUUUACAUGUUGAAAUGUGUGCAAAUUAGAUAUUUAGCUAGGUACUUAAAAUGGAUCAGCAAUGCUUGAGUGAAAUAGGUGGAGAGUUGCUUUAAUAAAUUUUAUGGUACAGUACUUGCAUUAAACUUAUUCACAUAGGUUUUAUUCAUUGAGUCCACAUGCUUAAGUGCUGCUGCUAUUAAUCAGCACAGGAGCAGGCAAGUCCACCAGGUACCCAAUUAUACUCUUGGUUAUGGAGAGAAGCAAUGCAGAUAAGGUGCCUGGCUCAAGGACACAAGGUAUCCAUUGAGGUUGCUAUGCAUGUAGAAGUUUGGUCCAGCGGUCAUGGUUAUACUUCUUAGUCUUGAGGUCAGUGGUUCAGUUUUGCUUGUGUCCUUGGGCACGACAUCCUAUCCACGGUUGUCUCUCUCCAUCCACAAAUACAAAUGGAUACCUGGCGGAUUUAAAGCUGCCACUUUAUGUAAUUCCCACAUUCAGCUGUGAUAAAAGUAGCGUAGAUGGAUAGAGGGCUUUUUUAACUUCUUAGAAUGAGCCAAUCCGCAUCAGAUAAAGGUAAUUAGACACUGGCUUUAGCAUUCGAUCUGCUUUUUGUAAUAUCUCUGAUUUGGCACUGUUAUUAUGGUACCGAUUUCCUUAUGGUGGGCAUUGUAUAUAGACUUGUGUCCUAAAAUGGAUAUCUGCUGACAGGAUUUUUCAACUAUUUAUCAAGGUUUUUUGGAAGUGCAUAGAAACGAAUGUAACAAUGCUUUAUAUAACAGCUUUUGUCCAUUGUAUUUAAUAUGGUCCAAGUGCAAGCAAUAUUUGUAAAUAAUAUUCUUUAUUUUAUGAAGUACAACACUUUGGGUUUAUUAAUUCAAUUUAACAGAGUUAACUGAUAUUUUACAUGUUGUGUUAAUGUCAAGAACAUAUUCAAACCUUAAGAGAAGGUACUCGUGUUUUUUUGUAUAAAAGAUUACAUUAAAUGAUUAUAGAAAAGAAAAA
Molecule: messenger RNA, 2182 nt
Organism: Anneissia japonica
Lineage: Eukaryota; Metazoa; Echinodermata; Crinoidea; Comatulida; Comatulidae
Product: ubiquitin-conjugating enzyme E2 25-like
Exons: 9
Coding region: 90-1109 (339 amino acids)
Source: RefSeq, a predicted model, not a curated record